Guillardia theta CCMP2712 is the source of this 213-nucleotide messenger RNA. RefSeq lists its product as hypothetical. Lineage: Eukaryota; Cryptophyceae; Pyrenomonadales; Geminigeraceae. The transcript has 2 exons. The annotation marks the transcript as partial. The record is from RefSeq and is a predicted model, not a curated record.
GCAGCUCUCAACUUGAGUCAGAGCCUCAAGACUUUGGUGUCCAACAUGCCCUGCAAGGUAACGCAGGGACAAGACGCUCUGCCUCCUCGCGCGGUGCCUGAAGCUGUUAUGCGCCUGCUCAGGGCGAGGGGCGAGCGAGCUGGGCCGAGCAGCGGCAAGAAGAAGAAAGGAGAGACACCGAUGAAAGGAUCAGCAAAGAAGGUGAAGAAGUAG